UUGAUGCGCCAUGAUAUAACUGAAAUACUGGUCCUAGCAGAAUUAAACCAAACUCAAUCAUUCGAUCGACCGAAAGGCUUUAAAUCAGCCUUCAUAUCAGAAAGACGAAGUAAAAAAUAAAAAAUACCAAACUCAAUCAUUCAAUCAGCCUUUAUAUCAGAAGGACGAACUUAAACAUGACUACACCGAACUCAAUCAUUCAAUCAGCCUUUAUAUCAGAAAGACGAACUUAAACAUGACUACACUGAACUCAAUCAUUCAAUCAGCCUUUAUAUCAGAAAGACGAACUUAAACAUGACUACACCUCCUCUAAUUGUUAUAUUUACAGAAUUGGCGAUUUUCUCAGCGCAAACACGGACAGGUAUCCCGAAGUAGUUUUCAAUGAAGCUGUCAGAAUGGCAGAGGAGAAAUGGACGGGUACAAUACAGCAGUACAUGGCAACGGAAAAUAUCCAUGUGGACAAACUUCUUGGGAAUAUUCCAAAGAACUGUUUCUACUACAUAUUCGUGGAACUUGUGGAGGAUGUGAUUCUAACAGACACAGAGAAGGAACUGCUGGGUACAUGUCUCGCCUCCUGUCAUGAAGACUACGGAGAAAUCGUCGCCUACGGUGGUGUCCUGGAGCCAGUGGUGCUGCAGAUGGAGAGGGGGACGUUUGAAGGCGUCAGACGGCUCAUUCUGAGCGUCAAUCCAGAGGCAUCCAGCGUACAGUACAAGCCGGCCAAAUUUAUUCGCAAACCUGAAGUUCUUAACUACCUUCUGAAACAUCAUAUGAAAUAGUUUCUGUUACAUCCUCAAACAAGGUGUGUGUGUGUGCGUGCGUGCGUGUGCGUGCAUGUGUGUGUGCGUGCAUGUGUGUGUGUGUGUGUGUGUGUGCGUGCGUGAGCGCCUGAACGCUUGCUUGCUUGUUCUCGUCCGGACUAAUGCCAAAUUUAUAGUGAUAGCCCACUGGGAUGCUAUGCCCGAGGCGGGUGCUUCCGUUAGAACAGGACAUACUCAUAAUAUUCUUUUCGCGAUCAGCUCAUGUCUUCACUGAUUUCCAGUGAUCAAUUCAUACCCAAUGGAAUCUUUUUCGACCGAUAAUCGAGACUGGUUAUUCUCUGGCGUUGACGUUAUAUAUUGACAAUAGCGGGUGACCUCGUCUGGAUGAACACUACCAAGCUAACUGUCGUUCAUUUCCCGAUGAACGUCAGUGUGUGGUUACUUUAUCAAUGAAAUGCAGACAUAUGGAAAAGCUAUACAGGAAAUCCUCAAUCGGUGAAUAGAAAUAACGUCAAAAAUAGAGACGAUGUCAUCAUGCGACUUAGGCUGUGAAUGAUGCAGGCUUUGAGUGAGUGAGUGAGUAUGGUUUGACGCCGCUUUUAGCAAUAUUCCAGCAAUAGCCGGCGGGGGACACCAGAAAUGGGCUUCACACAUUGUACCCAUGUCGGGAAUCAAACCCGGGUCUUCGGCGUGACGAGCGAACGCUUUAGCCACUGGGCUACCCGACCGCCCCGUGCAGGCUUUGAAGCCAGAACGAUCAUGUAUAUCCAUUCGAACAGAGAAUUCACUUGACUUAAUGUUUUACGUCGCAUCGGCAUUAAUUCAGCCACAUAGCGACCCUUACUAAACUCCACACUGUCGUGUAUAGAUCUAUUGUAUCGGAAAUCCAACCGCGCCGCCUCAAGCGGCCAUACCCGUCAUCAGCCGCUUAUCUAGCCUUAGUAUGACUCAAACUCACCCCAGAGUUCACAGAACUUUCAUAUUAAUCCAUUUUCAGCAUCAACCGGGUCUGGAUUUCUUUCAGUUUCCAACUUUGCUGGGUGCAGCUUCUAUUUCAAGAGAAUGUCAUUGUAAUAGCCGCCAUUUUAUGACUUAUGUAAAACCAAGGGACGUAACUCCCAAUUUAUUUCUGGGGACGGAUGACGUCACGAAAAAAGCAACGCUCCGUGUUAAUAUACUUUACUUUAAAUAAUUAAAGUUUGGUGUUUAAAUGUAUUGUUCGGUUAUGAUUUAUGUAUCUGUCAAUGUAAAAAUUGAGGUUGUAUUUGUGGACAACUUCUACAAAAUGCAGUUCUAUUUGUUGACUUCAUCAGAAAGGCACUGUUUUCAAUUAUCAGCUGAUGAACGUCAACAAGUACAAUUGUGGGAGCAGU
Messenger RNA from Haliotis rufescens (red abalone), 2134 nucleotides. RefSeq lists its product as uncharacterized. Bases 396 to 779 code for a protein of 127 amino acids. The transcript has 3 exons. The record is from RefSeq and is a predicted model, not a curated record. NCBI's taxonomy places the organism in Eukaryota, Metazoa, Mollusca, Gastropoda, Lepetellida, Haliotidae.